This is a messenger RNA of Acanthoscelides obtectus, 7048 nucleotides long. The record is from the annotation of a GenBank genome assembly. Lineage: Eukaryota; Metazoa; Arthropoda; Insecta; Coleoptera; Chrysomelidae.
GCGUGACAGCUUUCCUCCUCUGUCAUCUGUCAGUGGACGGUUGUCAGUGAAAGUGGAUGUUGCACAAAAAGAUGUUUGUUUUCGAUUUUUUCGCGUGAAACUGCAGGGCGUAAUCGAAUUUCCAGCAUAAAGAAUGUGAGGUGAUCGACAGAAAUGAGCGUAUUCGGCGAUUUCCAGCAGGUAUGGCUCCAAAGGUUCCCAGAGAGCCCCCUUCCAGGCGCUUGGGAAGAGGACGUCAGAGCGAACCUUGCUAAGCACAAACAGAAGGUUCUACUUCUCCGGGAAGAACUCGAAAAGGAGGAGUUUUACGUAGAGUAUCUGGAGCGAUUGCUCAGCGAUGUAGAGCAGCACAAGAAGAAGUUGGCCAAAGAGAAGAGUGGCGAGCCUGACGAUACAUGUGAUGUCAUUGCAGAUAGCAUAUCUAAACACGACAACAACGAUCGACAAUCAGUGGUGUCCCUGAACGUAGAAGACACAGAGAACUUUUCUGCAAACAUGUGCGUCAACGAGAUUUCCAAGCAGUUGACGCCCUCUGAUCCAGAAAAGUUCGAACCCUCUGCACCACCUGACCCAGACCCCGGGACUUUUGUCACUGUCAUUGAGGUGAAUGGCUUGAAGCAGACCAACGUAUCUUCCACGAAGACGCCUCCAAAGUUACCAUCUAAACCCGAAUCACUAAAAAACAAAAGUAGGACCAGCAAUAGCGACUCAAUAUCGUCUUCGUCUGAGUUUCUCAAUACGGCGGACGAACCUUACUAUGAUAUGGUAGCACCAGAAGAAGACUACGCCCUUUCUAAAAGUAACAAUUCUAGUAUUGAAAAUGUAUUCAGUUCUUCCAGCACCCUGCCUUUGGAUUCUAAAAGGGACUCCAAACAAGAUAUUCAAGAUAACCAGCCGCCUGGAACCUCGAAUUAUGUGAAUAUUGAAUAUUUUAUACAGUCUGCCAAAAAGAAUGGUAGUCAUAGUAGCAGUGAAGAUGAACAUGACGAGCUUGCUGAAUUGAGACGUCACAAUGACAACAGUUCCUAUGCAAGUUCGAGUUCUUUGGAGUCUAUGACGCCUGCAUCUAGGAGGAAAUUCAGUCAUGAAGGUGAUAUGAAGAAUGAAGUGGAUAGAAUGUAUAAAAGCAUUUUAUCUAACAUAACAGACAGUGAAACUAACUAUGUAGACUGGCUUAGCGUUUUGUUGAAGUAUAUGAAAGCAAUUCAAGCAACUGUAGGAACAUCACAACCGAUCGUUAGUGAGGCAGAGCUGAAUACGAUUUUUUACAAGAUUCCUGAACUCUAUACUUUACAUUCAAAUUUCCUAGAAGCACUUAAGAGGCAUUUACAGAAAUGGGAUACAAAAAUCGGCGAGCAUUUCAAAUUGAUGGCUUCAAACUUGUCGCUGUACGGCGCGUUUCUAAGCAACUACGGCCAAGCCUUGGACACAGUCCGCAAGUGCAGUGCUGCCAACACUCAGUUCAGCGAAAUCUCCAAAAACAUCACCUGCAAGCAACUAUCCGGGCAGCCCAUCAGCUUGGAGGACCUCCUUCAUAAACCGGUGGCAAGGGUACAGAAAAACGCUUUGGUGUUACAUGAUUUGUUAAAAUAUGUGCCACCUACGCAUCCGGACCAUCACAGCUUGACCGAGGCUCUGAAUUUUACGCAGAAUUUCUUGGAUCAGUUCAAUAUGAUACAGACGAAGUCUAUGUUUCCUGCAACGGAUCGUGCUCAGAGAAGACUAGUAAAAAAUUCCUUUAUUGUGGAAUAUGUGGAUAAUCACAGGAAACUUAGACAUUUAUUCUUAUUCAAUGAUGUUAUAGCAUGUGCCAAAUAUAAGCCUUCCGGUCGCAAUGAAAAGUAUACCUUUGAGCUGAAAUGGUUUAUUCCAGUAGAAGAUAUUUUAACUUUAGAAGAAACAACCGCCAAUUCACACGAAGUUACGCAAGCUAACAUAGUAGCUUUGAAAUCGCAGGCUUCCAACGUUAGGGAUCAGUUGAGGCAGGAAGAAAAAGCCAAUGAGAAUCGAUCAAAGCUUUCCCGAGGGUCGGACAAAUACCGUAAAAGACUGAUAGAGCUAGAAAGCCAGUUGGUGCUGGUCUCUCCAAACCUGGUGUACCGAAUAAAGAACAAAUCCACUGGGAGGACAUACAUGUUCUUCUUAUCGUCAGAGUUCGAGCGAACUCAGUGGAUCGACGCGAUUCUCACGCUCCAAAAGACGGAAAGGACAGGGAAGGUGCCGACAUCGCCUUUUAACAUGUUAGAGUUGCAGACUUGGAUCACGGCGUGCAGGCAAUUCUUAAAGACUAACAUGGGCUCGUACCUUUUGAGGAGCGGGAAUGAUGAGAGCCUGCUUGUAGGGGAUCUGCACGUGUAUAUUUACGAUAUGACUGGAUUCGACUUUGCUUGUGACCUCUACAUCUGCAUCGAGGUGGACUUCUAUGGCCACUUUUUCCAAAAAGCGAAAACGAAGACCGUCUGCAGUACGACUCACCCCCAGUGGAACGAGACCUUCGCCAUCGAUCUGGAGGGGUGUGAAAACCUGCGCGUGUUGGUAUACAGAGACAGCGGUGGUGCCCAGCCUGUCCUCUUCGGAAAGCACACGCAGAAACUGAGCAGGAAGUGGCUGUCUGAUAGGAUCACGGAGAAGAGCCUGUCCAUUGCUGGGUGUACGUUGAGGAUGGGCUUGAAGUUUGUGCCAUGUGAAGUUAGCUUAAGGAGGGUACCCACGGGGAAAGUUGGAGCGCUGUUUGGCGAGAAAAUACAGGCCGUUUGCAAGAGACAGAAAAGGAAUGUACCAUUCAUCGUGACUGCCUGUAUAAGAGAAGUAGAAAGGAGAGGAAUGGCUGAAGUAGGAAUAUACAGAGUGUCAGGUUCUGCGUCGGACAUAUCCAAGUUGAAAAAGUCAUUCGAAACAAAUUCAUAUGAGGCUGAACAGCUUCUGAAAGAAGUAGACAUCCAUUCUGUGACGGGUAUUCUGAAAUUAUAUCUCAGAGAGCUUCCAGAAGCGUUAUUUAGCGAUCAACUGUACCCCGAGUUGCUCGAGGCUUUCAAUCAGAGCAACGGGAACCUGAAGCGACGCACUGAUCUGUUGAAGCAGAUAUUUGCCAAGCUUCCUCAACAAAAUAGUGAGACUAUCAAGUGCAUUUUGGAUCAUUUGAUUAGGGUGCACGCACACGAAGCAGAGAACAAGAUGUCACUGCAUAACCUAGCAACAGUAUUCGGCCCGACACUGCUCCGGCCAGGUUCCAAGACAGAAGCCAAACAAAAGGACACUUUAGCGGCUGGCACUGUAGACGUAAUGGCCCAAGCUGGAAUCCUCUACUGCUACCUACAGGAUCUCCUCAACAGUUCCCAGCAGAAUAUACCUAGAUGAGGCAAUUUUUACUUCAUAGAGGUGAAACGUUGUCUAAGCCAAAUCCUUAUUAUACUAUAUAAAUAUGCAAGGUGGCUUAUACAGGAGCAAAAGCACAGUGAUAUUUGGUUUUAUUCCAGCUAAAUUGGGAAUGAAGUACAAUUUUUGUUGUGCUAUUGUUUCACCCAUUUUUUCAUAAGCGACGCUUGACGCUUAUAGUCUAGCUCAGUAUAACAAAUAGAUUCAUAAAGGAACCUAAUAGCGUUGACAUGGCGCAGUCUGCAGAAAUCUUUGGUGGUUAAAGUAUCCGUAUAAAAUCGUAAUCUUCGAAAUGUACAUUCCAUACUUUACCCAUUGAUCAACAUACCUGUAUUCCACCAAAUUCAAUUGAAAGCCGCACCUCCGCAAAAAUAAGCAUACUCGUACGUACGUUGUCGCCGCCAACCGUUUAUGCUCACAACUAUAUACUAUGUCGAUCACCCUCUUUAAACGCCAAGGUUGCCACCGCUCGAACUGUUGCCACAGGUUAUGAGAUGAAAAAAUCUUAAGAAUAAUUACGAGGGGGGUUGAGGGGUGAUCUUCCCUUGGAAGGUUGAUGCCACUUCAAAGGAUAAGCAAUCUCUAAGAUCGCAUAUCCCUUUGUUUCAACAGUCUGUUUGAAGAAGUAUCUUCUGAUUCAUUCAUGGUGUGCAUAGAGAUGACUGAAAAACAUUGUUAUUAAUUUUUGUCAUUAAAUGCACUUUUAUGCGUUUUUUACAAUCGCAACUUUGUUUGUUUGUUUAAGAUUUAUUUACCAUGAUUGUUACAAAUACAUUCUUCUAAAAAACUAAACAAUUACAUAACAUACAGAUAUUUAGAAAAAAACAAAAUUUGCAUCUCUAAGAAUUUUCAUUAUCCAUGAAAUUUAAUGUUCUUUUAAAUACCUUUAAAUUACAAGUAGACUAUAUAUCAUUAUUUAGUUUAUUAAAUUCAAGUAAUCCUUUCUAAAAUAUUGAUUUGCUAGCUAUAUUACUAUUGCAAUUUUUUUAAAAACAUAAUAGUACAGCUCGGAAAUUGCAUAAAAAUAUUCCACAUUUAUUGUAAACUAGCUUUCAGCCCAGCCGUUUUACCCACUAAAGCAACCAAAUUCCUCAAGUAUGGAAGUUAGUUUACUAAUGCCAUCAAAGAUACAAAACAUGAUCGGAAGUUUAUAGCAUUACAUAAAAUAAUCUUUUAUGUAAGUAGCAGUAACUUAACGUACAAACUUGCGGGUAACAGCUAGUACAAAAUAAAGCGUCUGAAUCACUUGUCGGUCACAGGCUGAGUAGGGUGCUGUUGGGGAUAUUGUGGUACUUGCGUCACAUUUGAUUGCAAAAUCAAAUAUGAGUUCGUAGAUAAAACUAUACCAGUAACCUUCCUCGGGUAUGAAUUAAUAAGUGUACAAAUUUGUACGCCUCUCUAUUUUGUGGUUCAGACGUGAUACAUGAUGCUGACAGACUGGACAGACAUUCACAUUCAUAUAUAUAUAUAGAUUAAUGUAAUUGCUUUUUUGUUAUCAUGUUUUGUUCAAAAAAGAUUUGCUUUUCUUGAAACAGGAAACUUGAGUUUCCAAAAAAAGCAAGGCCUUUUUAAGAAAAAGAAAAAUAGGAAAAUGCAAUUACUUACACUACUCUACUAUAAAUGUGGAAUAUUUUCAUACAAUUCCAGAUCUGUACAAUUAUUGCUUAACGAGUUACGAUUGUUAAAAAAAAACGCAUGAAAAUGCACUUGUUGACAACAAAAUAUUGUUUUUCAGACAUCCCUAUACACAACAUGAUGAAAAAUAUUAAAAAGUAGUUGUUACCCGCCGACCUCGUUCGCGUGGAAAUGUUGAUGUGUAUAUGUGGGAACUACAGACCUUAUCAAAAUUUGAUCAAUAUGGGUAAUAUCGAUAACUUUAAAUCUCUAUUCUAUAUAUAAUGCUGGUUGACCGAGGCCAUAAAGAAAAUUAAACGGCGUAGAGUUGAAAACCUGAAAGCCGGACUAUUAUUUUUCCAAGUGAGCUAUGAAACGUUUCCUUGUGGGCAUCGAUAUCUAGAUGGUAUUAGAGAUUUAGGGUGUAGCCCGUGAAAUAUAUAUUUCAAAAUUAUUUUCCGGCAUAAAAAGUAGGCUAUGUACUAUUCCAGACUAUAAUCUGUCUGCACUAAAUUUUAUCCAAACUCGUUAAGCCAUUUUGGGGUGAUUGAGUAACAAACAUCUACACGUCCUCAUUGAUAAUAUUAAUUGGAUACCUCCUUAAACAAAAAAGGAGAAAAUCGGAGUCUUAUUAUUACUUCUAAGGGAAUUACUAUGAUCUUACUUGGCAACAUGGCUCUGACGAGGGAAAUUUGAUGUGAACGUCCAUCUUCUUCGAAAAUACAUUAAUCAAUGCUUCAACCUGUUUCUGCAAUGUUGCUUAGGAUCAAAUGGGCUGAAUUUGUGUAUACACUCCAGUUUUAUUAUCAGUAUUAUACGCUGAUAGUGUUUUUGCAACCUCAACGAAAAAAUGUCGGAAACACACACCUCGGUAUUGGACGAAAAACGAAAAGAUUUUCGCGAAGUCGGAACAAGGAUGUGCUGAAUCAUUAUUGUAACAUUAAAAUGAAAUAGCACAGUCUCAUUAAAUUUCAGAACUGCUCAGAGUUGUUACAGGAACAUCUGAUUAAGUAGUGAGUAUGGUCAUAUUAUGCAUAAGAUAAUCAGCCAUAUAUUCGAUUCCUGCGCCAAAAAGCGUUUUGAAAGAUACUAGCGCCAUCUGUACCAGAAUCAAAAUUGAUUUUAGAAACCUACUUUGAAAGGAUUUACGAGUGUUUGGUUCUGCUACUAUGGUGAUAGGAUCUUCAGUUGCUUUUUGGCCUCUCUAACGUCCAUUUUAAUUGGGUACCUUCAGGUGUAAUAUGUACGUACAUUAAUCAGUCCCAAGAUAUAGAAAUAAAAUAGGCGUUAGAGAUGCUAAAAAUGAUUGAAGCUCCUGGUGCCAUCAAAGAGACAAUAGCAGAACCAAAUACUCCAGAUUAGGAUUGGAAGUAAUGAUGUUGCCUAAUGAUGAGUUUUUUAUGGAGCUGUGGGCUACUUUUUUGGGCUUCCCCUACGCCCAUUAGCGUCUUCGGCGGGUCGCUGGCGGCGUGCCACAAAACAAUGCAAAUUGCAUGCGUAAGUGCUUCGGCGACCGCCUCUGCUUCGAAAUCACCGUUUAGAUAAUGGCGAUCGCCUAUUACCAAUGUGAACUACUAAACUCAUUUUAGUGUUCUACUUCUGUCUCAAAGAUGACACGAGUGUCUUUCAGAUCCAUUCCUAUCCGCCGGAAUUCAGUAUAUCUAGCUAGAUUCAGGUAUACAGGGUGUUUCAGAACUAAGGGAUGAAACUUCUAGGGGUUAAUCAGUGUAACAGUAGAAAACAUUUGAGUAUAGGGACCCACAUCCGAAACAGUGCCACUACGGCCCUAAAACGCGUUAAAAUUUAGAAAGACGAUGAAUUGCCUAAAUAGGAUUUAAUGCAUUUAAUGUUUGCCUUUUGUACAUGAUAUCAUCACAACAAUUGUUCAAAAUGUCUUCCUCCAACCUGAAUACACCGAUUUUAAACGUCGCACAUUUAUUUCGGCGGACUUGACACUAAAAAUUUGAUACUCGUUUUGAAUGAAUUGAAGACAUUUUGAACAAUUGUUGUGAUGAUAUCAUGUACAAAAGGCAAAAAUUAAAUGCAUUAAAUCCUAUUU